This is a messenger RNA of Caenorhabditis remanei, 648 nucleotides long. RefSeq lists its product as uncharacterized. Gene Ontology annotation, molecular function: tRNA binding; double-stranded RNA binding; nucleotidyltransferase activity. The transcript is spliced from 4 exons. Gene Ontology annotation, biological process: regulation of translational fidelity. NCBI's taxonomy places the organism in Eukaryota, Metazoa, Nematoda, Chromadorea, Rhabditida, Rhabditidae. The coding region runs from base 1 to 648 and encodes 215 amino acids. Gene Ontology annotation, cellular component: cytoplasm. The record is from RefSeq and is a predicted model, not a curated record.
AUGACCACCGGAAGAAUCUUACGGUUAACAGCUGAUAACAUGGAAGAAGCCAUUGACACGGCAGUUUCGGUGUUUUUGAGAGGAGGAAUCGUGGCUCUUCCGACUGAUACACUUUAUGGAAUAUCAACACUUCUUCCAUUUUCCGAUAGACUUUACGCCUUGAAACAGCGUCCGUUUGAAAAGCCAUUGGGAAUAUUUUUACCAAGUCCCACUUCUAUGAAAUUAGUGUCAAAGCAAACAAUUUCAGACGAAUUAGCGAACUGUUUGCUCCCAGGACCUGUGACUUUGAUGUUUGAACGUCUUCCUAAUCUUCCAGAUGAAUUCAAUCCAGGUGUGGUGAAUGUUGCUUGCCGAGUGCCAGACUGUGCGAUCGUAUCGAGAAUAUGCAGAAAACUCGGCCAACCGUUGGCUCAAACAUCGGCGAAUGUUAGUGGAUCUCCUCUAAAUCCAACCUCAAUCGAUCAUUUCAAAAAUCUACAUUCGGACAUCGAUUUGAUUUUGGACAACGGACAAAUUGUAUCCAGUGGUGAAGGAUCCACAAUUGUCGAUUUGACAGUUGAAUCUUGCUUUCGAAUCGUUCGAAGUGGAUGUGCAGAAAGUGAAACCAUAAAGAAGUUGAAGUCAUUUGGAUUGACAGAAAUUCAAUAA